AGAACCAAAAAAGAUCAUAACGCGAUUAAAUACAAAUAAAAACUCGUAACUCUUUUUCCCAAACUAUAACGUAAAAAAAAACAAUGCAUCAUCAGAGAUUCAGAAAGCUUCCAAGUUUAUGUUUCUAAAACAUUCUUGAUGUUCAUGUCUUUGCUCGUUCUUUCAUCUUGUUUUGUUAUGGUUUUGCGAUGGAUUUGCGAAAACCCUUUAACUCUUAUAGGUCUUACAAAAAGAUCAUAAGCACCCAGAGCGCAGGCUCAAGCCUCGACGGCAACAAAGCAGACAUGGAACGUGACUCCAGCUACACGGUCUGGCAAGACAUUGGAACCGAUGAUCACACGCAAGGCCAGAAGAGCGGUAGUUUCGAUUUCCCGCAAUACCGCGAUGAGAUUACACUCGAUGUGGACGAAGAAACAGAGGAUAUCACCAACACACCAGCCUCUGGGUUAGACGCGUCGAAAGUCUCUUUCAAAAUCAAUGAUUCUUCAGGUUCGGUCCGUUCUCGUACGUAUUCCACUUCUUUUUCCUCGGCGACAAUGCGGAUGAACUUAGACCCGCAAGAUCAGGACGAAGAAGUAGUUGUGAGAUGCUCAUCGAUGAGGAAAACAGAGCUCGUCUCUAGGGCGAAAGCAAGAUCAAGGCUGAUAGAUCCUCCACAAGAAGAGGAGCAGCAGUAUUCGAGUUGGAUGGGGACAUCAGAACAGCUAAGAUCCGGUUUACUUGCGAGACAAUCAAGUCUCGAGGAAGAAGAUGAUCAUUCAUUAGCUGAGGAAGAUGUUCCUGAAGAAUAUAGAAGGACAAAGAUGGACGCUAUAACGCUGCUUCAAUGGCUGAGCUUGAUCUCCGUCGUGGUUCUGUUAGUGUUGAGUUUAGGGCUUCAUUCAUGGAGAGACACGACGCUUUGGAAGCUUCACUUGUGGAAAUGGGAAGUGGUGUUUCUUGUUCUCAUCUGCGGGAGGCUUGUCUCGGGGAUGGGAAUCCGAAUCAUCGUCUUCUUUAUCGAGAGAAACUUCCUUUUGAGAAAGAGGGUUCUUUACUUUGUCUACGGCGUGAAGACGGCUGUUCAGAACUGUCUCUGGCUAGGGCUCGUUCUCAUCGCGUGGCAUUUCUUGUUCGACAAGAAAGUAGAAAGAGAAACUCAGAGCGACGUUCUGCUUUUGGUGACCAAGAUCUUGACCUGUUUCUUGUUGAGCACCAUCUUGUGGUUGAUCAAGACGUUGGUAGUCAAAGUUCUAGCCUCUUCGUUCCACGUCAGCACUUACUUUGAUCGGAUUCAAGAAGCGCUGUUUCACCAUUACUUGAUUGAGACGUUAUCCGGACCGCCGAUGCUUGAGCUGAGCAGGAUCGAAGAAGAGGAAGAGCGAGCGCAAGAAGAGAUCUUCAAGAUGCAGAAAGGAGGUGCUGAUCUAUCGCCUGACCUUUAUUCUGCUGCGUUUCCGCCGGAAAAGAACGGGAGUGUGUCGAACAGCGUGAAGACUCCGAUCAUCCCAAAGACAGGAACUGAUAGUGGAAUCACGAUGAAUGAUUUGAAUAGGAUGAAUCAGAAGAAUGUAUCGGCUUGGAACAUGAAGAGACUGAUCAAGAUUGUGAGACAUGUCUCCUUGACGACAUUGGAUGAGCAAGCGCUUCAAAACACAUCUGAAGAUGAGUCUAUCAGACAGAUACGGAGCGAAAAAGAAGCUAAAGCGGCUGCAAGAAAGAUUUUUAAGAAUGUGGCUCAACGUGGAACAAAGCACAUUUACUUGGAGGAUUUGAUGAGGUUUCUGCGAGCAGACGAGGCGAUUAAGACAAUGAGUCUCUUCGAAGGUGCAUUAGUGACCAAAAAGAUCACCAAAUCAGCCUUGAAGAACUGGCUGGUGAAUGCUUUCAGAGAGCGAAGAGCGCUUGCACUGACACUUAACGAUACCAAAACAGCAGUGAACAAACUCCAUCACAUGAUUAAUUUUCUCACUGCAAUUGUCAUAGUAAUCAUAUGGCUAGUCCUUCUUGAGAUUGCCACUUCAAAGUCUCUUCUCUUUUUAACUUCGCAAGUUGUACUCUUAGCCUUUAUGUUUGGAAACUCUCUCAAGACCGUCUUUGAAUCAAUCAUCUUCCUUUUCAUCAUUCACCCUUAUGAUGUUGGUGAUCGGUUGGUGAUUGAUACUGUAGAGAUGGUGGUGGAGGAAAUGAACAUUCUCACAACAGUGUUCUUGAGGGCUGACAAUCUGAAGAUUGUGUAUCCGAAUAUUCUUCUAUGGCAGAAAGCAAUCCAUAAUUAUAACCGUAGCCCGGACAUGGGAGAUGAAGUGCAAUGUUGUGUCCACAUUACUACUCCACCUGAAAAGAUUGUUGCAAUCAAACAACGAAUCUCAAGCUACAUUGAUAGCAAGCCAGAGUAUUGGUACCCGAAAGCCGAUAUCAUUGUAAAGGAUGUGGAAGAUUUGAACAUUGUGAGGUUAGCAAUAUGGCCACGACAUAAGAUUAACCACCAAAACAUGGGAGAGAAAUUCACAAGAAGGGCCUUGUUGGUUGAGGAGGUGAUCAAAAUCCUGCUUGAGCUUGACAUUCAGUAUCGUUUUCACCCACUUGACAUCAAUGUCAAGACCAUGCCCACUGUUGUCUCAAGUAGAGUUCCACCUGGUUGGUCACAAAACCCUGAUAUACAGGGUAACUAGAUGAUUCUGCUUCUAUGAUUAAGUGGAUAACCAUACUAUAUGGGUUUUAAAGUAAGAGUGGUAUCUAAAAGAAAAUGAGAGACAUUAAACUAUAUUUUAGUAAUG
Brassica oleracea var. oleracea is the source of this 2759-nucleotide messenger RNA. RefSeq names its product mechanosensitive ion channel protein 7. NCBI's taxonomy places the organism in Eukaryota, Viridiplantae, Streptophyta, Magnoliopsida, Brassicales, Brassicaceae. The transcript has 5 exons. Gene Ontology annotation, molecular function: mechanosensitive monoatomic ion channel activity. The coding region runs from base 189 to 2654 and encodes 821 amino acids. The record is from RefSeq and is a predicted model, not a curated record. Gene Ontology annotation, biological process: transmembrane transport; monoatomic anion transport. Gene Ontology annotation, cellular component: plasma membrane.